Paramecium sonneborni is the source of this 689-nucleotide messenger RNA. NCBI's taxonomy places the organism in Eukaryota, Ciliophora, Oligohymenophorea, Peniculida, Parameciidae. The record is from the annotation of a GenBank genome assembly.
AUGCAAAAGCUCAAUCAGGAAGUGAUUUAGGGAGGAGAGGAGCUGAAGAUUAUGCGAAUGAAUUAAAAGCCUUAAAGUAUAUUUGUAUAGAAAUUAAAUCAACAUUCCAGAAAAUUUUUUUUUUUUAAAUUACAAAAAGAAAGGGACAGAAUUUAUUAGCGAUUUAAGAGUUCUAUUGGAAGAAAUAAUGAAGGAAGAUCAAAGAAAUCGAAGCAAUCAAGUCUUCAACCUAAAAAAUUACAAUUUUAUACACAGAUUGAAACUUGCUUACUUUAUACAAAUGGAGAAAAAGCUUUAGGAUGCAUUUAAAAGUUGAGAUCUUUGCCUCAACGUCUAACAUUUAGAUCUUUUGAGAAAUUUAACAAGUACAAUUUCAGAGAGCUAGAAUUGCUGGCAUAUACUUAAUAAGAUCUUUAAAAAGCUCAUGAAGUGUUGCAUGAUUUGAAAUCAUUUAAAAUUGAAAUAAGAAAUCAAUCUCAAUAGAUAUAUGUAGUAUAAUAGAUAUAUGUAGUAUGACAUGUAGAAAGUUAGUGUUAUAAAGGUAUUUUAAGAAGCUUCCCAAAGCGCAAGCAUUCCUUGAGAGAGCUUUUCAGGAAAUAGAAAUUAAUAUUACUGGAAAAGAAGUAUUAUGUGAAUUGCUCAAAAAAAAGACGAGCAUGUUUUUAAAAUACUAAAGUUUUCAGCUAUUG